CAGUACUGUUGAGAGUAUACAGAAUGUUCAUAUUAUGGAGAUCCCUGUAUUUGAUAUUCUACAGAAGGAGAUUCUUAAAGUACUUCAAGAUAGAGAACAAUUCUUUAGGGAGAUUACUAGUUCUGUAGAGCAGAAUAUUGCCCUGAUGCAGGAAUGGUUAAAUAUUGCUAAGCAGGCUUUAAACUAUAAGGGUGAUGAGGGUUCAGCAAUUUUUGGAGAGUUUAUUUCUAUUUCAAGCAUUCUUCAUACAGGAUUAUCAACAAUUGUUGCGCUAACAGAACAAUUUUUCCGAGCUGUUGAAAGCUUAACAGCGAUAAAAACUCAGUUUAUCAACUCCUUUGUAUCUGGAUCAGGAGGUGAGGAACUCCUACUCCGGGCCCAGGAUUUCACAGUAGGAGAACUACUCCCAGCUAAGAUCAACUUCAUCAUGAACGCGUACAAUAACAGUGAAGGGAUUGCUAAGAUCUUCGGUGAGAUGGUGAAGAACGCGAAUACGUUGCUGGAGACCAAGUACAAGGUGGUCCAGUCCGUGGUGGAGUACGGGGAGAACAAGAUGGAUCUUUUCAGAGACUCUCUAGGAACAAACCUGACUUUCUACGAAGUUCUGGAUUCUCUACAGAGAGGAACUCUACUCAGUAAAAUUAAUGUCGGUCCUAAACAGAUCCGCGGGGACUUUAUACCCAGGAUGGACACAGAGAAGAUUAUAGGAAACCUAUUGCGGAUGGGUGACCCCACUCUACCUAUUGUUAAUAUUCCGGUCAAAGAAAUGUUUGCAAACACUGAACGGAUUCCGCUGAAAAUACGCCCCCUGGACAGACGGAAAUACGUAAAUCAAUGGCUGACCCAUCAGCUGACCAACAAUGCCAUGUACACCUGGUUUACGUUUCAUGUCAAACGUGGUGAGGGUGUACUGGAGACCUCAUCUCCUCCAAUGCAGCUUGGGAAUCCAUGUGGACUAGGAUAUAGGUUCCAGGGAGGGAAGGGUAGAGCUAGUAUCAGUAAAACUAGUCAGGUGAGUUUGACCGCAGGGCCGGCUUUUGGUUACGGUCGACCUCCGUCAUUGGAUAUUGUGACCUCGGCUUGGAUUGAUAUGGGAGUCAGCUACGGCUCGAAGGUUUCAAUAACUGGUUCCCAGAAUGUGUUUGGUAAAUGCAUUUCUAAACUGGUGAAGCUGGUUAAUUUCUACGCUGCAGCUAAAACUAGAAGUUAUCUCUCUCUCAAGUUUUCUAUUCUAAACAUGAGACUUGAUACUCGUUAUACUGAAGUAGAGGGGAUGCCAAGAGGAGUCGCAGUUCCUCAUAUUGUUAUUCAAUUUGCAGUACACUUAGCGGGAGAAUUGUACACUUUGGAUCUUGAGUCCUUGAAAAUAUCAAAUUGCCAUUUGAAGAUAAUGGGAGUUACACUGUUCUCCUACUGUGGACUCAUAGAACGAUUGCUCUGGAGUGAGCUCAGAGGUGCUUCAAAAAAGUCUCUCCCUUUCUCCUCCGCGAAGGUGUUGAGGCAGGUGGAGAAGGCUCUAAUGUCCAGGAUUGGUAAUGAGAUGGUGAUUCCACUUUUUGUUCUGGAGGAUAGACCUGUUGAAAAGUUCCUUAACACGGCAAAUAAUAUUAUUAAACUCGGAGAAAGCCUGCUGAAAAACGUGACAAUGUUCCAAGGACAGAUGGCAGAUAUUAUGAGAACGUACUACUGAAAAAUGACAAGGACAGAUGGCGGAUAUUAAGAGAACGUAAUAUGAAACGUGACAAUGUUCCAAGGACAGAUGGCAGAUAUUAUGAGAACGUACUACUGAAACGUGACAAAGUUCCAAAGAUUUAUUGCGGAUAUAAUGAGAACGUACUUCUGAAACGUGACAUUGUUGCAAGGACAAUUGGCAGCCAUUUCAAGAACGUUACAAAAGAUGGUGCUAUAUUAUGACAAGGCACUAUCUGGAACUUGACAACAAUCUAUUCUAUAUUCCAACUGAAUUUUGACAACAUGCAAAUAUUUUGAAACGUUUCUGCUAAAACAUAACAGUGUUCCAUGGACUUAUUAAAGAAAUGGCAUAUAUAAUAUAACAUAUUACUGAAAUGUAAAAUCGUGCCAAAGGUACUAAUGUAUAAUAUUAAAAGAACUUACUGAUGAAACGGAAAAUUUUUUCUAAAUCUAGAAUUGAAAAUUCUAAAAUAACGUAUUUUUGAAACGUCUAGUGUUCAAGCAAAGAGCUAUUCAAAAUUUCAGGAUAUUUACACUGUUGUACACACUAUUUAUACCGUUGUUUUAUCCGAACAAUUAAAAGAUUAAAGAAGCUUAUCAUGAGAUUUUAAGACAAAUACUAUGUGCCAGGAAUAUUCUGGUGAAAUUCUAAGUUUUUCUUGAUUGCAUACACCUAAAGUUCAAAUUAAUUUGUUCAUUUGGAAAUGCCAUUUGACAUCUUUAUUUUGAUUUUCUCAAAUACUCAAUGUUUUCCUAAUCUCUUUCUCACCAUUCACCUCAGCUAUGAACUGAGGUGAACGGUGUUCUGUAGACUCUGUAGGGUAACUCUUUAUACUUUACACAAAAAGCUUAUUCAUUGAAAAAAAUAAUUAACCAAAUGUAAUGUCAUACAUUGAAAACCAGAAAACUGUGGUAUAAGAAAACGGCACUAUAACACUAGUAAAUUAUAAAAUCAAUUAUUAAGUGAAAUGGGUCUGUUUACAUUGCACAAUGUGGCUCAUGUUUAUCAGAUUAUUUAAAGUCAUAACUUGAGUCUAAAAGUCGUCUUUCUAUUCCAAAAAAAUAAUGUUCUCACUGUAUCAUAAAAGUUUUACCCCUUGUAUAGAUAAUCCUGCAUAUUUGGUAUUAAAGGGACAACUUCUGCAAUAUUUAACUAAAAAUUGCAAAGCUGCAAUUUAAGAAGUUUACUUUAGAGCUUUAAAAAAGUUAGUUAUUUCACAUUUUUUUUUAUUGUUUUUUACCUCUCAUUUGUCUCCUUACUCAUUGUAAAAAAAAACUUUGUAUUGUACCAUAUGUAAAUUGUAAAUUAAUACGAUGUUUUUAUUGUAAAAAUAUGUUGAUGCUAAAAUUCAUACAAUGUCCGUGCCAUACAAUAAAAAUUGAAACAGUC
Messenger RNA from Eurytemora carolleeae, 3082 nucleotides. RefSeq lists its product as uncharacterized. Bases 35 to 1690 code for a protein of 551 amino acids. NCBI's taxonomy places the organism in Eukaryota, Metazoa, Arthropoda, Copepoda, Calanoida, Temoridae. The record is from RefSeq and is a predicted model, not a curated record. The transcript is spliced from 19 exons.